Molecule: messenger RNA, 408 nt
Organism: Haemonchus placei
Lineage: Eukaryota; Metazoa; Nematoda; Chromadorea; Rhabditida; Trichostrongylidae
Source: the annotation of a GenBank genome assembly
AUGUUGUUCGCUCUCGCAGCACUGGUUUUCUUCCAUGCAUACGUCGCCGUUCAAGGUUUAAAGAACCCUCUACCCGUUGAGUCAAAAGAUACCUUUGAGACUCUCAACUCUCUCUACAGCGACAAUCUGGAGUGGAGCGAUGAGUGGGCGAAAAAGGCAUUGGAAUAUUUAAAGUCGAAAAACAGUGUGAAGGCUGACUUGGUUAUCAAAGGAAAGAAGUCCUUCCCAGUGGAUGAUACACAGUUACUAUGGCAGAAGGUGCUUGCAUUCCUAGAGCCCCGUUUCGACAAAAAAGAAAAAGCGCUCGAACGUCUUCCCAAAGGGACCGUCUACGGAUGCAACGGUUUCAUCAACAAAAAGGGAAACAAGGACAUCAUUUCCGCUGCCUGUUUGUACAAAAAACCUUGA